AACCGUCAGCAUGCAGCGCGUGCGAUAACACGCGGCAAACAUCUGCAGUGAUACCGAGUCUGAAGUGGUACAGCGUUGCGUCCAGCUGCACCAUAAUAACGCGGUAGUGUGGUAGUAUUACAACAUAAAACGCAUCCUGUUCCUGUCGUGAUGAUGCUCUUGUGGUUGGCAACCAUCACCUGCACAUUGUUGUUUCUUUCACCCCCUGCGGCCGCCUACCCUGCCGACUCUGAAAAGGGCAGAAGGAAGGUGGUUCACGUAAUGGAGGAUGAUACAGGUGCGGUGAUAGUCCAGACUGCUCCAGGUAAGGUGGUCACUCAUCGCGGAGGCACUAUCACCCUUCCCUGCCGCUUCCACCACGAACCGGAGAACGUUGAUCCUUACCGCAUUCGCAUCAAGUGGACGAAGGUUUCCGACGCGCUCCAGUUUGAGGAUGUGUUUGUAGCGCUGGGCCGUCAGCAGAAGGCGUUUGGCUCCUACCGUGGUCGCGUGUCUCUGGAGCAGGCAGGGUCAGGAGAUGCCUCGGUUAUAAUUCACAACAUCACCUUACAAGACUAUGGCCGCUAUGAGUGUGAGGUCACCAACGACAUGGAAGAUGACACAGGAUUUGUCAACCUGGAUCUUGAAGGUGUUGUAUUCCCCUACUACCCCCCAUCUGGACGCUACAAGCUAAACUACCACCAGGCAGAAGAAGUGUGCAAAGAGCAGGAUGCUAUUCUGGCCUCCCACGGGCAGCUGCACAAAGCCUGGCUCGAGGGACUGGAUUGGUGCAAUGCCGGCUGGUUAGAGGAUGGCUCGGUUCAGUACCCCAUCUCCCAUCCUCGAGACGAAUGCGGACGGAAGGACAGCCCACCUGGAGUGCGCAACUAUGGAUACAGGCACAAAGACGACGAGCGCUACGAUGCUUUUUGCUUCACCUCAAACCUCAACGGACGUGUUUACUUCCUAAAGCGGUUUAAGAAGGUAAACUACCUCGAAGCGGUUAAAGCCUGUCAGCGUGAUGGUGCAGCGAUAGCUAAAGUUGGACAACUGUAUGCUGCUUGGAAGAUCCAACUCUUGGAUCGUUGCGAGGCAGGAUGGGUGGAAGACGGUAGCGUCCGGUACCCCAUCGUCAACCCCCGAACCCGCUGCGGAGGACCAGAACCUGGAGUCCGAAACCUCGGCUUUCCUGACAAGAAGUUUCGUCUUUAUGGGGUGUACUGCUUUCGUAGAAACAGCGAUGACGAACCAACACAGGCUCCCCGAAUAACAUCAGCCAACACAACUAACAGCACCAGAAGUAUCUGAGUAAAGAAAGACACUAACGUUAGCAUCUAGCGCCAUGGCUUCCAUGAUUAGCCAAAUGUAACUGACAGACAAAAAAGCUUUUAUGCGCACCUGCUUGGCUCCUUGCGCUGAACGUCUCUUGCUUUAACUGAGAUGUUGUUCUUCUCUAAAUUAAGAACGUUAGCCAGUUUCCCAAUAUCAUGAAACUGAUAAGCUUUAUUGUUUUAGCAAAACCGUGGACCACAAAACCUUAAGUCUUAAGGGUCAAUUAGAAAUUGUACAUUAUCUGAAAGCUGAACAAGAAAGCCUUUUCACUUUGUUAGGAAAGGACAAUAUUUGGCCGAUAUAGUAUUUGAAAAUUUGGAAUCUGAGGGUGCAAAAAAAAUCUAAAAUUGCCUUUAACUCAUUCCCCGCCAGCAUUUUUUGUGAUCUUCAUAAACGUUUCACAAAAUUCCUUUCAGGAAAAUUUUCUUUUAAAAAUAUAUAAACAUACAAAUAUAUCAAAUAAGGAACAGACCCUCAGCUUUCAAACAAACAAAACGGGGAAAAAAAAAAAACGUUUCAUCCAAUCUAUAUUUUUUCUCGGCUUAUAAACUCUUAAAGUUGGGUAUUUUCUUUUUUUUAGCAAAAAGCUUAAAGAAACACUACACUUUUUUGAAAAUAUUCUCAUUUUUCAGCUCUCCUUGAGUUAAACAUUUGAUUUUUAUCGUUUUGGAAUCCAUUCAGCUGAUCUUCGGGUCUGGCGCUACCACUUUUAGCAUAAUCCAUUGACUCUGAUUAGACCAUUUAGCAUCACGCUACAAAUAACCAAACUUAAGAGUUAAAACUUGACUCUUCUGUAGUUACAUCGUGUACAAGGACUGACAGAAAAUUAAAAGUUGCGAUUUUCUAGGCAGAUAUGGCUAGGAACUAUACUUUCAUUCUGGUGUAAUAAUCAAGGACUUUGCUGCCGUAACAUGGUUGCAGGAGGUGCAAUGAUAUUACGCUGCGCCUAAACAUAGUCCCCUUAGUAACUUUCAAUAGCAGGGGACUAUUUUUGGGCACUGCGUAAUAUCAUUGCACCUCCUGCAACCAUGCUACAGCUUUAAAUAGGAAAAAAUAUUGAAACUCGUUGGUUAUUUUUUAGCGCGAUGCUAAUGGUCUAAUCAGAUUCAAUAGAUUAUGCUAAGCUAUGCUAAAAGACCCGGAGAUCAGCUGAAUGGAUUCCAAAAUGAUAAAAAUCAAAUGUUUAAAGGGGACAGAGAAUGAAAAACAAUUUUUACCUUGUACAACAAAGAGAUCGCCGGUGCAGCACAGAUGUCUGUAAAAAAAUUAUUUUAAUAAAGAUGCACAACAGUGACUAACGUUUCGAUGCACAAUUACAUCUUCAUCAGAGUCCUCAUCUGAUUCCGUCCUUCUCUGGUCGCACCGGAUUGUCUUGGAUCACAGAAGCGCAGUUUACUCCUUUUUUCUUCAAUUUUUACCUUGUCUUUGUUGAAUAAUGGUAGUCUACCUGCAUUUACAAACAUACAAAAAGUGCUAGACAUGCCAAACAUCUCAGUCUCAUAGAAAUUCCUCUUUUAGAAAUG
Paramisgurnus dabryanus is the source of this 2834-nucleotide messenger RNA. It is a transcript of the gene hapln4, whose product is annotated as hyaluronan and proteoglycan link protein 4. Gene Ontology annotation, molecular function: hyaluronic acid binding. Gene Ontology annotation, biological process: glial cell differentiation; central nervous system development; cell adhesion. The record is from RefSeq and is a predicted model, not a curated record. Gene Ontology annotation, cellular component: synapse; perineuronal net. Lineage: Eukaryota; Metazoa; Chordata; Actinopteri; Cypriniformes; Cobitidae.